AUGUCACUAGACUUCGGCAGUGUGGCACUGCAGACGCAAAAUGAAGACGAAGAAUAUGACAAAGAAGACUAUGAAAGGGAGAAAGAGUUGCAGCAGUUACUCACAGACCUUCCUCACGAUAUGCUGGAUGAUGACCUGUCCUCCCCCGAACUCCACUAUUCGGACUGCAGUGAGGAUGGCAGAGAGGAAGGACCACAUCAUUCUGAGCAAUUGACGAUGAACUGGAAUGAGCGUCAAGUGCUGCCUAAAUCUCCAAGUGUAAAUGACUAUAAUGAGAUUCGGGAUGUGUAUAUUGGAGAGAAGAGCGGCAAUAGCUGGGAAGAGGAUCAAAGUAGAACUGAAGACCAGCAUCCUGGGUAUCAUCCUGAAGGAGGUGGAGAUGAAGGCGGUAGUGGUUAUAGCCCUCCGAGUAAAUAUGAACAGACCGAUUUAUAUCACCUUCCUGAAAACUUUCGGCCGUAUACCAGCGGUCAGAAGCAGGAAUUUAACAGCCAGCCAACCAAUGUAAUCACAUUUUCUGAUCCUCAGAGGAAUCAUUUUCAGCAAUUUGGUAUGUCACAAGGUCCCAGUUGUCAAGCUUUGGAAUCAUAUAAAGUGACGUAUAAACCGUAUCAGUCUUCCGCCCAGAAUAAUGGCUCACCAGCCCAGGACAUUGCGGGAAGUGACACAUUUGAAGGCCUGCAACAGCAAUUUUUAGGAGCUAAUGAAAACUCUGUAGAAAAUAUGCAGAUUAUUCAACUACAGGUUCUUAACAAAGCAAAGGAGAGACAACUAGACAAUUUAGUUGAAAAGUUAAAUGAAAGCGAACGUCAAAUUAGAUAUCUGAAUCACCAGCUUCUGAUAAUCAAAGAUGAAAAGGAUGGUUUGGCCCUCAGCCUUCGAGAAUCACAGAAACUCUUUCAGAAUGGAAAAGAAAGAGAAAUUCAGCUUGAAGCACAAAUAAAAGCACUGGAGACCCAAAUACAAGCAUUAAAAGUCAACGAAGAACAGAUGAUUAAGAAGUCCAGAACAACUGAAAUGGCUCUGGACAGCCUGAAGCAGCAGCUGCUGGACCUGCGUCAUUCGGAAUCACUUCAGCGUGCGAGGGAGCAGCACGAGAGCAUUGUUACGGGCCUCACAAAGAAGUAUGAAGAGCAAGUGCUAUCCUUGCAAAGGAAAUUGGAUGCUACAGUUGCUGCAUUUAAAGAACAGGAAGAUAUUUGCUGUCAUUUGAAAGAUCAGGUUAAACAACUGGAAAGGAAUCAAGAAGCAACCAAAUUAGAAAAGACUGAGAUCAUUAACAGAUUGACGAGAAGCCUGGAGGAGAGCCAGAAGCAGUGUGCCAACUUGUUGCACUCAGGCUCAGUACAGGAGGUGGCUCAGCUCCAGCUCCAGAUGCAGCAAGCACAAAAGGCACAUGCUAUGAGUGAAAACAUGAACAAGGCUUUGCAAGAGGAAAUAAAAGAACUAAAAGAUGAAAUUUCUCUCUAUGAAUCUGCUGCAAAACUAGGAAUAUUUCCAAGUGACUCAGAAGGAGAAUUAAAUAUAGAACUCACUGAAUCGUAUGUGGAUUUGGGUAUUAAGAAAGUCAACCGGAAAAAAUCCAAAGUUAAGAGCAUUGUACAGCAGGAAGACCCAGCUGAAGAGCUUUCCAAAGAUGAGGUCAUUCUGAAGCUGAAAGCAGAGGUGCAGCGUUUGCUGGGUAGCAACUCCGUGAAGCGUCAUCUGGUGUCUCAGUUACAAAACGAUCUCAAAGACAGUCAUAAGAAAAUCGAAGAUCUCCAAGUGGAGAAGGAUGAAAAAAGCAUCGAGGUAGAAACUAAAACAGAUACCUCAGAAAAACCAACUAAUCAAGUAUGGCCUGACUCUUCCGGUAUGAUUGUCAAAGACGAUAUUCUGCGACUUAAAAGUGAAAUUCAAGUUUUACAGCAACAAAAUCAGGAGCUUAAAGAAACUGAAGAAAAACUGAGAAAUACGAAUCAAGACUUAUGCAAUCAAAUGAGACAAAUGGUACAAGAUUUUGACUCUGAUAAACAAGAAGCUGUGGAUAGGUGUGAGAGGACUUACCAGCAACAUCAUGAAGCCAUGAAAGCCCAAAUACGUGAAAGCCUGUUAGUAAAGCAUGCUUUGGAGAAGCGGCAGCUCUUUGAGGUUUAUGAGGGAGCUCGCUUGCAACUUAGGUCUGACUUAGAUAAGGUGAAUAAGGAGAUGGCGGCCGUGCAGGAAUGUUACCUGGAAGUGUGCAGAGAGAAAGAUAAUCUAGAAGCAACUCUCAGGAAGACCAUGGAAAAGGAGCAACAGGCUGAAGAGAAGAAGAUCAAACAAGAACUUAUUCAGCAGCUUGAAAAGGAGUGGCAGUCUAAGCUGAAUCAAAUUAUAAAGGCAACGAAAAAGAAGACCUCAGAUUGUUGCAGCCAAACUGACCAAGAAACUGCCAUUGACGUUAUUGCCAAGAAAGAGAUGGCAAUCACGGUAGAAGAGCAGAAGCGAAAAAUCCAGCAAAAUUUAGAGCAAGAGAAGGAAAUAGCCAUCAAGGGGGGCUUGAAGAAACUUGAGGUUGAAUCGGAACUCAAAUACUGUGAAAAUAUUGCCAAACAGGUAGAAACAGCUGUGCAAAAUGCUCGUCAUCGGUGGCUGGAAGAACUGCCCGAGCUUGCAGAGUAUAAAGCACUUCUAAAGGCAGAACAGAAGAAGUGGGAGGAGCUACAAGAGCAGUCUGUGGCCACACGGAUAUUGUUUGCUGUUUCUGAAGCUAAAGAGAAAUGGAAAAGCGAGAUUGCAAAUAUGGAGAAAAAUGUCGUACCUGGAAAGCAAUUGGAAGAGAAGAUUCAUUCUCUGCAGAGAGAGCUUGAGUUAAAGAAUGAGGAAGUCCCCAUGGUUGUCAGGGCUGAGCUGGCAAAGGCCCGGAGUGAAUGGAACAAAGAAAAGCAAGAAGAAAUCCACAGAAUUCAAGAACAAAAUGAGCAAGAUUACCGGCAAUUUUUAGAUGAUCAUCGAAAUAAAAUUAAUGAGGUGCUUGCAGCAGCUAAAGAAGACUUUACGAAACAAAAAACUGAACUACUUCUUCAAAAGGAGACAGAAUUACAAACGUGUUUAGACCACAGUCGCAGAGAAUGGACUGUGCAGGAAGCUAGGCGGAUCCAACUGGAAAUCCAUCAGUAUGAGGAAGACAUCCUAACUGUCCUUGAGUUUCUCUUAAAGGACACCCAGAAGGAGCAAGCCAGUGGUUCAGAGAACAAGUACCUUUUGGAACUCAUGUCGACUUGUUCUUCGAAAUGGGUGUCUGUGCAAUAUUUUGAAAAACUAAAGACCUGCAUACAGAAAGCAUUUCAAGAUACACUCUCCCUACUUAUAGAAACUGUCAACUCAGACUGGGUAAAGAGAAAUAUGACCAAGAUCUCUAAGGAUCCUGCCACAAGGGUCACUGGCAGAGGAGACCCUAGGGUCCUGGCGCUCCUUCCUGCACCUACAUCUGGACACCACACUCAGCCCUUGGCCGUGCAAGAAGCAGAAGCUGAUAAGAAAAAGAUCCUUGAAAUUAAAGAUUCAUGCAGUGGACACUGCUUCCAAGAACUUGAAAAGGCAAAGCAGGAAUGUCAAGAUCUGAAAAGAAAACUGGAGAAAUGCUAUAGGCAUCUUCAGCAUUUAGAAAGGAAGCACAAAGCUGUAGUGGAAAAAAUCGGAGAAGAGAAUAGUAAAGUUGUUGAAGAAUUAUUAGAAGAAAACAAUGACAUGAAGAAUAAAUUGGAAGAACUGAGAACACUUCGUAAAACACUACCACCAAGGUCACUGUCAGAAGGGGCCAUUGAACAUUCUUGCCUGCCAUGCAGUGGGGUGGCCUUGGAAGAACUCCGUGGACAGUAUAUUAAAGCUGUAAAAAAAAUUAAGCGUGAUAUGCUUCGUUAUAUUCAGGAGAGUAAGGAAAGAGCUGCGGAAAUGCUAAAAGCAGAGGUAUUGCGAGAACGUCAAGAAACCUCCCGAAAGAUGCGCAAAUAUUAUUUGAUUUGCCUCCAACAGAUUUUGCAGGAUGAUGGAAAAGAGGAAGGGGCUGAGAAAAAGAUUAUGAAUGCUGCUAGCAAACUUGUUAUGAUGGCAAAAUUGCUGGAAACACCUAUUUCUAAUAGAUCCCAGAGCAAAACUACACAGUCAGUAUUGCCUCUGACUUCAGAGAUGCUGACUGGAGUUGAAAAAUCAAAAAGAAAUGAUGUGAAUCAGAAUAUAUCGUGUCACAGUGAAAGCAAAUCAAACAGUAUAAAAACUAUCCCCAGAAGUAUGUGUGACCAAGUUCCUAAGAGGAGGGCUGCCUGUAACUUACAAAGGCGAUUAGAGGACGCAGAGCACGGGGGCAGAAAGCAUGAGGGUUUCAAAGAGUCACAUCCAGACUUUCAGUUCGGGGAUAACAGUCACAAACAUCUAGAAAUUUUGCCAAGGAAUGUUUCUCCUGAGUUUGUUCCUUGCAAAGGUGAAAGAGGCUUUGGUUUGCACAAGAAGAUAGACCUCCUCGGUGAUACUGGCUCUGAAUCACUCCAGCACUCAACUGCACACCCCUUUCUCAGAUCCUUCGGAAAUAAACCCUCACCUAGAUAUACCCCUAGUCUUUCUGAAUCCGAGUCCACGCAUAUAACUUUUCGAAGUCCUAAUGAAAGACUUGGUUUAAAAGUAUACAAGGGUAAUCCACUAAUGGCAAGUGAAAAUGCUGCAUCUGAGAAAAGUCAAAGUUUGGGUGUUAAGGAAACUCCAGUAAAGGAUGGAGGGGACCUCAGUGACUCUGCAGGCUGGCAUUCCAACAGUGCCGCUCUACCCUGCAACAGUCAUGAAGUGUCAUUUUUGCACGAUAGGCCACAAGAAACUCUGGAUAUGCUCGACGAAUCUGUAAAUUUCAAACAGUUUUCAGCAGCAAGUUUUCCUUUAGAUUCAGAGAAAAACAGUAUGAUUCAUCAACCUAUGAAAUGUCAGAGUGGUCAUACUCCAGACCUGUCAGAAGAAACCACGUAUUGCCCACCAGGGAAGAUCAGCAUGACUCUUGGAAACCCACCUCAUCAUAAGGCUGAUAUAUUAAAGUCAGAUUUCAAAAAACUGACCAGUACAGUACCAUCUGCAGUGUGUCCACAGCCUGCAAGAAAAUUAAUUGCUCCUCUGUCUAACCAACAAGAUAGUGGCUUUGAUAGCCCAUUUGUCAAUCUAGACUAA
Molecule: messenger RNA, 5169 nt
Organism: Eubalaena glacialis (North Atlantic right whale)
Lineage: Eukaryota; Metazoa; Chordata; Mammalia; Artiodactyla; Balaenidae
Gene: CEP152
Product: centrosomal protein 152
Exons: 27
Coding region: 1-5169 (1722 amino acids)
Biological process (GO): centriole replication
Cellular component (GO): centrosome
Source: RefSeq, a predicted model, not a curated record